GGUUCAAAGACUUUGCGCUGCGGCUUGUUCAGCUGGCGAUGCUGGGGGGAGAAGGGAUUAACCCUGGCACUGCCGUGAGCGAAGGUCUGCAGGCUGCGGCUCCGGGUGCCAGAAACACGGGAUUAACGUGUUAACUCACUGGCACACUGUAGCAGAGCGAUUUUUCUCCCCCACCCCCUUUUUUUUUUUUUUUUUCAUAAUUAGCCCAUUUUAACAUCGAAUUGUUCCCCACUAUAAGAGGUCCUCUUCUUGCUUAGCGAUGCUGGCAGCUAUUUUUAUGGGAGGCAUCUGCCUGAAGCGCCUGCCUUCCCUCUGAGCACAAAGAAGGCCCGUUCCCAUGCUUCCCGCAGGCUCCUGACGGGGCGAUCCCGGGAGCCGCUGCAGAGCUGGGGCCGCGCCGCCCCCCGUGCCCGCUGCCAGCCCCAGCGCUCGGGCGGGCUGCCAUGGGUGGGAUGUAGCGGACUGCUGCAUCUGGGCAAAGGAGAACCGAUGGCUAUUGCUGGUCCUUAGAGGCUGGCUGGCGAGUCGAUGGUUCUUCAUCCGGCAAGGCUGCCUGUUCAGCAGUUCGUGGUCCCGCGGGGUGCUGGAGCCAGCGCUUGCAGCAUGCCUGCAUUGAUUUAAAACUGGCAACCAGAAACAAGCCUGCAUCAAGACAAAGCGGCGGCUGCUGCUGACGGUUCAUCAUGAAGGAACAGCUUUAUGUUUCUGAAAGCACUUGACUGGAUGGAUGCUUUUGUCUAAGAAGCAGCGAAUACUGCAAGGGGAGAUCUGAGAGCGAGCUGAAAUCUGCUCUUGCGAUUGCUUUGUCAAGUUCGGGGCUUCUCUCCUGGCAUCGCAGGGACGCAGCCCGGCUCUCCUGGAGACCCCCAGUGCCUCGGCUACUUCUGUGAGUUCAAGGUCGGCAGGUUUCCUCGGCAGCGCUUGGGACCCAGCCCCGUGCUGCUGGGCAGCCUGCAGCCCACGUCAGGGUGGCCGGGGGCUCUGGCGGCGACCUGGACAGUGACUAAAGGUGUACCGAGGGCGCGAUGCAAGUGUCCAUCGCCUGCACAGAGCACAACUUGAAGAGUCGAAAUGGUGAAGACAGGCUCAUCAGCAAGCAGAACACCACUACCCCGAACGUAGUGAAUGCAGCCCGGGCAAAAUUUCGGACAGUGGCUAUUAUUGCUCGCAGUUUGGGGACAUUUACCCCUCAGCACCACAUUUCAUUAAAAGAAUCCACCGCAAAGCAAACGGGCAUGAAAUAUAGAAACCUCGGAAAAUCUGGGCUGAGAGUCUCGUGCCUGGGCUUGGGGACAUGGGUCACUUUUGGAGGUCAAAUCUCAGACGAGGUGGCUGAGCAGCUGAUGACCAUUGCCUACGAGAGCGGUGUCAACCUGUUCGACACGGCUGAGGUGUACGCGGCGGGCAAGGCUGAGGUCAUCCUGGGGAACAUCCUGAAGAAGAAGGGCUGGAGGAGGUCCAGUCUGGUCAUAACAACAAAACUGUACUGGGGUGGAAAAGCUGAAACGGAAAGAGGGCUUUCAAGAAAACACAUCAUCGAAGGGCUAAAGGCUUCUCUCCAGAGGCUGCAGCUGGAGUACGUGGAUGUCGUCUUCGCAAACCGGCCAGACAAUAAUACCCCCAUGGAAGAAAUUGUCCGAGCGAUGACGCAUGUAAUAAAUCAAGGCAUGGCGAUGUACUGGGGAACGUCACGCUGGAGCGCUAUGGAGAUCAUGGAAGCCUACUCCGUAGCCAGGCAGUUUAACAUGAUACCACCUGUGUGUGAACAAGCUGAAUACCACCUUUUCCAAAGAGAGAAAGUGGAGGUUCAGCUGCCAGAAUUAUAUCAUAAGAUAGGGGUCGGAGCAAUGACAUGGUCUCCUCUAGCCUGUGGGAUCAUCUCAGGGAAAUACGGCAACGGGGUCCCUGAAAGCUCAAGGGCUGCCCUAAAGUGCUAUCAGUGGCUGAAAGAGAAAAUCAUAAGCGAGGAAGGCAGAAAGCAGCAGGUGAAGCUGAAAGACCUGUCGCCCAUCGCCGAGCGCCUCGGGUGCACGCUGCCUCAGCUGGCCGUCGCAUGGUGCCUGAGAAAUGAGGGGGUGAGCUCUGUUCUUCUAGGAUCUUCCAACCCAGAGCAGCUGAUAGAGAACCUCGGAGCCAUACAGGUCCUUCCAAAGAUGACAUCCCAUAUUGUAAACGAAAUAGAUAAUAUCCUGGGAAAUAAGCCCUACAGCAAGAAGGACUACAGAUCAUAAUGCAAUGCAUGAAUUAUCUGGACUGCAUGGUUUAAAAAGUGCUCUGUACAGAAGUACAGCCCCGAGUUAAUAUCUGGUCAUGAGAAUCAUUCAGCAGCUUGCUGCUCGGUGUCUACUGUCACUGGAUCCUUCGAGAUGUGUGCUGUUGCUACUAAUCUGCAGUGAAAUUUAAAAGCACAGUUUAUCUCUCUUCUAACCAAGAAUAAUCUUGUAUUUUCUUACCUUCAACUGAGUUCAUUUUUACUUUACUCUUAGCACCUCAUGCUUGUGCUGUGAAAAACACUUGUAAAGCAAAAAAUAAUUUAUAACCUUCAGGUACUUGGUAAUUAAAGAAGGAUGUACAGAUCUAUUUUUUCAAUGAAGAAAAGCCAGAUACAACUUAAGGUUUUAAUAAAACCACAUUUGGGAAAUCUCAACUAUAAAGUUUCUUCAGGGUAACAGAUAGAAGGGGCAAGCUCAAAUUUUCCAUUUUCUUUUUUAUGCUGAAUAUAUGCUUUAGAUUUCGUUUGUAGUUGAAUAAAGGAUGUAAGACAGAGAAUUAGUUAGAAAUUAGAUAGCUCAGCUCCUAACUAUACAAUUAUUUCAGGGGUGGAGUGCUCCUGGGAAGUAUUUCUGAGUACAAGCCAGAAGAGCACAGUUAGAAAACCCAAACACGCAUGUCAGGUUAAUAAAAACAAUGGCUGUUUGCAAAAUUCUAAUUCUACAUAAACCUUAAACCAAGAAAUCCAUGAAAAAAUAUUGGGUUCUGCAUCUAUAGAAACCCGCCUCUACUUCUGCCUGCUUGUAGACAUAGCUAGUGCAAAUUUCAAUAUUCAUGAGCUUUUAAGGAUCUAGAUACUUAUAUAUAAUACAUAGCUGCUGAAAAAAUACCAGCAAAAAUCAGGUACGUACUCCGGUGGAAGGUCACACUUGCUUUAACUUGUUCUGGAAUCGGGCAUAAGUAAAUGCAUAGUAUUUUAAACAAGUAGGUUUGGUUUUGUUGGGUUUUUUUUUUUUUGUGAGCAUUUCCUCCCUCUACGGGAGUCGAUAGUAAGCACUUAUAUAUUACUUUGCCCAUCUCAAGAACCACGUCAUCUUUUAUCAUGAGUUUGCUUUGUAAAACGCACCUAUGAUUUCAGUAAAUAUUUCUCACUCGUAUCAAAUCACGUACUUCAGGCACAUACUUCCUAGGGGGUACAGCUAUGUACAGUAUUUGUAGGACCCUUGUAUUCUAGUCCCCUUAACUCCAGGAUAUCUGCAGAGCGCGUGCAGCGUUCAGUGGGCCACGUGAACAGAUACCAAUACUUGAGUUGUCUUCUCCUGUAUUUAAUCCAAUGAGCUAUGGUAUGUGUAAAUGAACUUAGCUGCUGUAUAUCCAGAAAUGCAGUCUGACUUUGACUUCUGCUUGGACACAAUAAAAGCAUUUUGUGCAUCUAA
Messenger RNA from Phalacrocorax carbo (great cormorant), 3647 nucleotides. The record is from RefSeq and is a predicted model, not a curated record. Lineage: Eukaryota; Metazoa; Chordata; Aves; Suliformes; Phalacrocoracidae.